Salmo salar (Atlantic salmon) is the source of this 4566-nucleotide messenger RNA. NCBI's taxonomy places the organism in Eukaryota, Metazoa, Chordata, Actinopteri, Salmoniformes, Salmonidae. The record is from RefSeq and is a predicted model, not a curated record.
GACAAUAAGGCUGAAUGAUAAUCACUAGUGGGUCCAGCAGCACAAUAAGGCUGAAUGAUAAUCACUAGUGGGUCCAGCGGCACAAUAAGGCUGAAUGAUCAUCACUAGUGGGUCCAGCGGGACAAUAAGGCUGAAUGAUCAUCACUAGUGGGUCCAGCGGGACAAUAAGGCUGAAUGAUCAUCACUAGUGGGUCCAGCGGGACAAUAAGGCUGAAUGAUAAUCACUAGUGGGUCCAGCAGCACAAUAAGGCUGCUGAAUAAGGCUGCGGAGUCCAGCAGGCCUGUCUACACUGGACAUUGUGGUUGACAACGUACUGAUGUGUAAAUAUUCUCAUAUUUAUUGUCUGCAGUUGUAUUGAUGGCAUUUAUAUGCUUGUUAUGUGUUUUAUGUACAUAGAUCCGCAUACAGAAUUUCCCAGUGGGCAUGAUAAAGUCAUGAUCUUAUCUUGUGUAGAGGAAAGUCUUGGCUGUAAGAGGUAAGAGAAAACGUAUUUGUUCAUUUUUCUAAUGAUUUGUUAUGGUUUUCUUUUCUCCAGAAUAAACACUGUAGUGAAUAACGGCGUUACCAACUCCAGUCAGCCGAUGGCGAUGUGAGAAUUUCAGUUGAUGCUCCUUGUGUGACGUCUAAUCUAGUGGACGGGACGCUUCUUCAACAACAACUCGGCUACUGAUGCAGCCAGUUCCUUAUCUUGCUAGUCAACAUAAAACCGACAAAAAUUCAAGCUCUUUUGUCCGUAUUUGUAUAUAUUAAUCUGUGUUUUUAACGCAAUUUUGUUUGCAUAUCUCCUAGUUAAAUUGUGAAAUAGCUUGUUAGAUUUACUAAUUCGUUAAGAUUGACGCUGAGCCUAGUACUAGGCUAGUCGCUAAUUCUAACUAGCUAGCUAACAUCCCCGACCUAGGACUGAAGUUUAGUCCGCUAUCCUCGCUCGACCAUGAGCUCACUAAGCUACUCCCUCCCUGCUAAAGAAGAGGAGGUCUGCUGGACGGAGAAAGAAGAUCUGAACAUUGUCGUGAAAGAAGACGAGGAAGUGAAAGGCGAGAAAGAACCUUUUGGAGUGAAACACGAAGAGGGGGUAGAGGCUGUCACAGUGGAAGAGGAGGAGGUAGAAGCUUUCAAAAUGAAAAAGGAGGAAGAGGAGGAUGUUAUAGUGAAAAAAGAGGAAGAACCUUUUAGAGAGGAAGAGGACGAUAUCGCAAUGAAGGUAAAAGAAGAAGAUGUUUUGGGAGUGAAAGAGGAGGAAGGAGAGGAAGAGGAGGAUGUUACAGUAAAAUACGAGAAAGAGCCUUUAGGAGUGAAACACGAAGAAGAGAUAGAGGCUGUCACAGUGGAAGAGGAGGAAGAAGCUUUCAGAAUGAUAAAGGAGGAAAUCACAUUGAAAGAAGAAGAUGAGGAUUUUACAGUGAAAGGACCUUUUGGAGUGAAAGAGGAAGAGGAGGCUGUUAUAGUGAAAGAAGAGAAAGGACCUUUUAGAGAGGAAGAGGAGACUGGAGAUCUGAUUAACACUACAGGAGAGAGACCAGACUCUCACCCUGACCGUGGGAAGAGCCCAGACCCAGAGACGACCAAACCAGCAAGACCAUACCGUAUGGUUUGUGGAAAGCGUUUUGGACACUCAGGGCAUCUGAAAGUGCAUGAAAGAACACACACUGGAGAGAAGCUUUAUCAAUGCUCCCAGUGUAAAAAUACAUGUUUCUCACCAGGGGACCUGAAAUCACAUGAGAGAACACACUCUUUAGAGAGGCCUUUCCAAUGCUCUCAGUGUGGAAAGAGAUUUAUCCAGUCAUCACAUUUGAAAGAACAUGAGAGAAUACACACAGGUGAACAACCAUUCCAAUGUUCCCAGUGUGGAAAGAGUUUUACAAAUGUAGGGAACCUGAAAACGCAUGAGAUGACACACACAGGCGAGAAGCCUUUCCACUGCUCCCAGUGUGGAAAAAGGUUUACCCAAUUAGGGAACUUGAAAACACAUGAGAUGACACACACAGGCGAGAAGCCUUAUCACUGCUCCCAUUGUGGAAAGUGUUUUAGACACUCAGGGCAUCUAAAAGUGCAUGAAAGAACACACACUGGAGAAAAGCCAUAUCAAUGCUCCCAGUGUGGAAAGGGUUUUGGACACUCAUGGCAUCUUAAAGUGCAUGAAAGAACACACACUGGAGAGAAGCCGUAUCAAUGCUCUCACUGUGGAAAGAGAUUUAUCCAGUCAUUGCACCUGAAAGAGCAUAAGAGAAAACACACAGGAGAGAAGCCUUUCCAAUGCUCUCAGUGUGGAAAGAGUUUUAUCCAGUCAUCGCAUCUGAAAGAGCAUAAGCGAAUACACACUGGAGAGAAGCCAUUCCAAUGCUCUCAGUGUGGAAAGACUUUUAGCCAGAUAGGGCAGCUGAAAUAUCAUGAAAGAAAACAUACAGGGGAGAAGCCUUAUCACUGUUCCCAGUGUGGAAAGGGUUUCAGAUACUCGGGGCAUCUAAAAGUGCAUGAAAGAACACACACUGGAGAGAAGCCAUAUCAAUGCUCCCAGUGUGGAAAGGAUUUUAGACACUCAGGGCAUCUUAAAGAUCAUGAGAAAAUACACACAGGAGAACAACCAUUCCGAUGCUCUCUGUGUGGAAAGAGUUUUACCCAUUUAGGGAACCUGAAAAUGCAUGAGAUGACACACACAGGAGAGAAGCCUUUUCACUGCUCCCAGUGUGUAAAAAGUUUUACCCAGUUAGGGAACUUGAAAACACAUGAGAUGACACACACAGGAGAGAAGCCUUUCCACUGCUCCAAGUGUGAAAAAGGUUUUAGAACCUCGGGGAACCUGAAAACGCAUGAAAUGUCACACACGGGAGAGAAGCCUUUCCAAUGCUCCCAAUGUGGAUGAGUUUUACCCAGUUAGCGAGCCUGAAAAGGCAUGAAGGAACACACACAGGAUAGAAUCCUUUCCAAUGUUCUCAGUGUGGAAAGACAUUUUCCUGGUCAGAAAAACCUGAAAAUCACAUGCGAGAAGAGAGACACUGUUGUGGGUGGCAGAAUUUGGGGUGAGCUGUUGUAACUUCUCCAGGUUGAUGCUCUGUUCUGUGAUGAACUGCAUUUCAUAGACUACUACGCCUAUUACCUGUCUGCACCCUAACACAUUGUUGUCUGUAAGUGUUGCAUUAAAAAGUACUAUUAUCACCUUCCUCUAUAUGAGGGGACAUGCAACUAUCUGCGUUAUCUUUUUUUAGUUCUUCCCUGACUGUGAUCAGCGAGACAGAUCUCGCUUGCUUGUAUUUAAGAUAUAUUAUUAUCACACCUUAAAUAGUCUCUGAUCUUUGAAACUCCAGAAUCAGUUCAUAAAACACAGGCUUGAUUUAGAAAUGCAUGAAAAAGACACCUGACUUGCUUUGGGUUUCUUUGGUUUAUGGCCACAUGAAAUCAAAUUGUAUGAACGCUUACUCAAAAAACAGGCCUACUUUGUUAGCCGGACCUUUACGUCUCAGUGCAAAAAAAAAAAAAAACGGAACAUAUUUUAAAUGUAUUUUACUUUGAUUCCUUUAGUCAUUGUGUUGUAUUUAGUUAAUUUGUGUAGAAGUUAUCAAGCUAAACGUGUAUGAAAAUGUGAUGACAUUGUUAUGAUAACAGUUGUUGACUGGGAAACCCAGAACCGAGCUGCCAGUGACGAGAGCCUACCAGACGUGCUAAAUGCCUAUUUAUGCUCGCUUCGAGGCAAGCAACAAUGAAGAAUGCACGUCAGCACCAGCUAUUCUGGAUGACUGAGUGAUAACGCUCUCGGUACCCGAUGUGAGCAAGACCUGUAAACAGGUCAACAUUCACAAAGCCACGGGGCCAGACGGAUUACCAGGACGUGUACUCAAAGCAUAUGCGGACCAACUAGCUAGUGUCUUCACUGACAUUUUCAACCUGUCCCUGACCGAGUCUGUAAUACCUACAUGUUUCAAGCAGACCACCAUAGUCCCUGUGCCCAAGGAAGCGAAGGUAACCUUCCGAAAUGAUUACCACCCGUAGCACUCACGUCAGUAGCCAUGUUUUUCUUCUUUGUAUUAUCUCUUACCAGAUCUUUUGUGUUAUAUUCUCCUACAUUCCACAUUUCCACAAACUUCAAAGUGUUUCCUUUCAAAUGGUACCAAGAAUAUGCAUAUCCUUGCUUCAGGGCCUGAGUUACAGGCAGUUAGAUUUGGAUAUGACAUUUUCGGCAAUUUUUAAAAAAAAGGGGCAGAUCCUUAAGAGGUUAAUUAUUACCUUUGAUCUGAUACAUGUAUAAACCCUCAGAUAUUAAGAGGUUAAUUAUUACCUUUGAUCUGAUACAUGUAUAAACCCUCAGAUAUUACUCGUUAUAUGAUUUGUAAAGUAUUCAAUAGAUUCAUAUAAUUUGCAUUUCUUGAUUCUAACAUUGAAUGUAGUCGUUUUCUUUCAUUCAGUAAAUUUGUCGACGUGUUAGCGAGUACCGCACCACUUGCUUAGCGAGUACCGCACCACUUCCUCCAGAUUUUGCUCACACCAAGGAUCAAAUUACUAGCCUGUUCAACCUCUAUUUUGUAUCGUCUGAGAUCCCCAAAGAUUGGAAAGCUGCCGCGGUCAUCCCCCUC